AUGGCACCAGACGCAAAUAAUAAAAAUAGUAAUGAUGGUGAUGAAGGUGAAAAUAAGAAUAAAGCUACGACUGUUGAUAUACCAGAAAAUGCCGUUAAAACUUUAACGGUCGAAGAAAUGUAUGAUAAGGAAAAAUAUGAUUUAUCAACAAUGGAACAAGGUGAUGUAUUUAAAAUGCUUGAUGCAACUCCAGAAGGUUUAACAGAUGAAGAAGUUGCUGAACGUUUAGAAAAGUUUGGCCAUAAUAAACUUGAUCAUAAAGAAAAAAGUGCUAUUAUACAAUUUCUUCUAUUUAUGUGGAAUCCUUUAUCUUGGGUUAUGGAAAUGGCUGCUAUUGUUGCUAUUGCUGUAUCAAAUGGUGGUGGACAACCUCCAGAUUGGGAAGAUUUUGUUGGUAUUAUUUUACUUCUUCUUGCUAAUUCAAUUAUCGGUUUUAUUGAACAACGUAAUGCUGGAAAUGCUGUUAAAGCACUUAUGGAAGCUUUAGCACCGGAAGCAAAAGUUAAACGAAAUGGCGAAUGGAAAGUUAUUGAAGCAUCUGAAUUAGUUCCAGGUGAUAUUAUAAGUGUUAAAUUAGGUGAUGUUAUACCUGCUGAUGGAAGAUUAACAGCUGCACAUGGUGGAGUUUCUAUUGAUCAAGCUGCAUUAACAGGUGAAUCUUUACCUGUAAAUAAAGCAAUUGGUGAUGAAAUCUUUUCCGGUUCAACUUGUAAACAAGGUGAAGCAGAAGCUAUUGUUAUCGGCACUGGACUUAAUACAUUUUUUGGUCGAGCAGCUAAAUUAGUUGGUGGUUCAGGUGAUGAAGUUGGCCAUUUACAAACUAUUCUUGCUCAUAUUGGUAAUUUCUGUAUUGUUGGUAUUGUUAUAUUUAUAGUUGCUGAAAUUCUUGUUAUGUAUGCUGGUUUUCGUUAUGCUUAUCGACGUGGUAUUAAUAAUUUAUUAGUACUUCUUAUCGGUGGUAUACCAAUUGCUAUGCCAACAGUUUUGUCAGUUACAUUAGCUAUUGGUGCUAAACAAUUAUCUGAACAUAAAGCUAUUGUUACACAUAUUACAGCUAUUGAAGAACUUGCUGCUGUAACUAUUUUAUGUUCCGAUAAAACUGGUACAUUAACAUUAAAUAAACUUGUUAUUGAUAAACCAGCUAUAAAGACAUAUUCUGAUGCUGACGGUAAUCAAAUAAUUCAUUUUGCAGCUAUUGCAUCACGUGCAGAAAAUCAAGAUGCUAUUGAUGCUUGUAUAACAGGAACAUUUGGUGAUAUUAAAAAAAUUCGAGCUGGUAUUCAAGAAUUAGAUUUUAAACCAUUCAAUCCUACUGAUAAACGUACUGAAAUUACAUAUAAACUUGAUGAUGAUGGAACUGUACAUCGUAUUAGUAAAGGUAUGUCACAUGCUAUAUUGGAUUUAUGUACACGAGAGAAAACAGCUGAAGUAACAGCACAAUUAAAUGCUGAUGUUGAUGAAUUUGCACGACGAGGUUUACGAGCAUUAGCUGUUGCUGUUGAAGAUGUACCAAGUGGAGAAGUUGAAGGUGAAGGAAAUGGCUUUAAAUUAGUUGGUCUUUUACCUAUCUAUGAUCCACCACGUUCAGAUACAAAAGAAACAAUUGAACGUGCUAUGGAAUUAGGUGUGAAAGUUAAAAUGAUUACUGGUGAUCAAUUGGCUAUUGCUAAAGAAACUGGUCGACGACUUGGCCUCGGUGAUAAUAUGUUUUUAUCAAAAACACUUAAAGAUGGACCACCACCAGAAUCCGGUUAUAAAGAUGUUGAUGAUUUAGUUCUACAUGCUGAUGGUUUUGCUGGUGUUUAUCCUGAACAUAAAUAUGAAAUUGUCGAAAAACUACAAAAUAUGGGUUAUAUGAUUGCUAUGACUGGUGAUGGUGUUAAUGAUGCACCAGCACUUUCAAAAGCAAAUGUUGGUGUAGCUGUUGCUGAUGCAUCCGAUGCUGCACGUUCAGCUGCUGAUAUUGUUUUAACUGAACCUGGUCUAUCAGUUAUUAUUGAAGCUAUUCUUGGUUCACGACAAAUUUUUCAACGUAUGAGAAAUUAUGCUAUUUAUACAUGUUCAAUAACAAUUCGUGUUAUCGUUGGUUUUUCUGUUCUUAUUUUUGCUUUUAAAUUUGAUUUUCCAUCAUUUAUGGUACUUAUCCUUGCUAUACUUAAUGAUGGUACAAUCAUGACUAUAUCAAAAGAUCGUGUUCAACCAUCGCCAUAUCCAAAUAAAUGGAAUUUAUCUGAAAUUUUCACAUAUGCAAUUAUUUACGGAAUUUAUUUAGCUGCAUCAACAGUUGUCUUUUUUGCUGUCAUUGUUAAAACAACAUUCUUUCAAGACAGUUUUCAUGUCGAUUCAUUUUAUAAUUAUCCUCAAAGUCAUGAUCCUCCAGGUUAUAAUGAUCCUAAAUUACAUUCAAUUAUUUAUUUACAAGUAUCAACUAUAAGUCAAGCAUUAAUUUUUGUGACACGUUCACGUAGUUUCUUUUUUAUGGAACGUCCAUCACUAAUCUUAGUAUGUGCAUUUAUUAUUGCACAACUUAUAGCAACAUUUAUUGCUGUUUAUGCAGAUUGGGGUUUUACAGAAAUAAGAGGUUGCGGUUGGGCUUGGGCUGCCAUUGUAUGGGUAUGGAAUGUUAUUUGGUUUUUUCCACUUGAUCUUCUUAAAUUUACUCUUCGUGCUUAUUUUGAUCCAAAACAACAACAAGCUGUUGCUGAAGUAUUACAAAAUGAACCAUCAACAGAAGAACAACAAACUCGUCGUAAAAGUACAAUAGGUGGUGCUGGUGCUGGUGCUCAAGGACGUCGUUCAACUGUGGGUAGUGAAGGUGCACGUUCAAGACGCGAAACACUUUCUCAAGCAACUGCUAAAUAUUAUGCACCGCAUACACAACAUUUAGAAACAUCACAUCAUCAUCGUAAUUUUGCUCGUAUGCUUAAAACCGAUGGUGGAGAAGGAGUAAGAGUUGCAGUUGAUCGUGAUGAACUUCGACGUUUUUCACUUGUACAGGCACAUCAUGCUUCCAAAUUGCUCAAUGGAUCAGAUUCAAAUACGCGUGCAAGAACAACAACUGCUGUGUAA
This is a messenger RNA of Adineta steineri, 3069 nucleotides long. NCBI's taxonomy places the organism in Eukaryota, Metazoa, Rotifera, Eurotatoria, Adinetida, Adinetidae. The record is from the annotation of a GenBank genome assembly.